UCGUCUUCGAGGACGCACGGAAGGCACAGCGCGCGCCUUAUCAGUCUGCCCUCCCUCCCGUCUCUCCGCCAUUAUUCAUUAUUACCCCCUUGUUUUUCUCCUGCUAGCCCCACAGGUCGCCACGGCGCUGGAGACUUCAACCCGUUUUCCUCCGUUUGGUUUACAGAGGAGAGGCAGCCCCCCCCCCCUCCCUUUCCUCCUCUCCUCUCCUCGUUGCUGCUCCCUGCCAGACAGACAUGCUGCUCCACGGUGGGUGCUCGCGCUUCCCGCCUCCUCUCCCCUCCGGGACCCGCGAGGUCUGCUGAGACCAUAAAGGGUUAACUCUCCUCCAGUGAGGUCUGCUGAGACCAUAAAGGGUUAACUCUCCUCCAGGCUAACCAACGAGACCAGAGUGAAGGGACCAGAGACUGACCACAACGAGACCAGAGUGACGGGACCAGAGACUGACCACAACGUGACCAGAGUGAAACUGACCACAACGAGACCAGAGUGACGGGACCUGAAACUGACCACAACGGCACUUUCUCCAAUCGUGUUCCCUGUUGUCAUGUUCGAUCUCACCAGGUCAAUCUGUGUAGAGAACGGUCUAACCAGGUCUAUCUGUGUAGAGAACGGUCUAACCAGGUCUAUCUGUGUAGAGAACGGUCUAACCAGGUCUAUCUGUGUAGAGAACGGUCUAACCAGGUCUAUCUGUGUAGAGAACGGUCUAACCAGGUCUAUCUGUGUAGAGAACGGUCUAACCAGGUCUAUCUGUGUAGAGAACGGUCUAACCAGGUCUAGUGGUGGAGAGAACGGUCUAACUAGGUCUAGUGGUGUAGAGAACGGUCUAACCAGGUCUAGUGGUGUAGAGAACAGUCUAACCAGGUCUAGUGGUGUAGAGAACAGUCUAACCAGGUCUAGUGGUGUAGAGAACAGUCUAACCAGGUCUAGUGGUGUAGAGAACAGUCUAACCAGGUCUAGUGGUGUAGAGAACAGUCUAACCAGGUCUAGUGGUGUAGAGAACAGUCUAACCAGGUCUAGUGGUGUAGAGAACAGUCUAACCAGGUCUAGUGGUGUAGAGAACAGUCUAACCAGGUCUAGUGGUGUAGAGAACAGUCUAACCAGGUCUAGUGGUGUAGAGAACAGUCUAACCAGGUCUAGUGGUGUAGAGAACAGUCUAACCAGGUCUAGUGGUGUAGAGAACGGUCUAACCAGGUCUAGUGGUGUAGAGAACAGUCUAACCAGGUCUAGUGGUGUAGAGAACAGUCUAACCAGGUCUAGUGGUGUAGAGAACAGUCUAACCAGGUCUAGUGGUGUAGAGAACAGUCUAACCAGGUCUAGUGGUGUAGAGAACAGUCUAACCAGGUCUAGUGGUGUAGAGAACAGUCUAACCAGGUCUAGUGGUGUAGAGAACAGUCUAACCAGGUCUAGUGGUGUAGAGAACAGUCUAACCAGGUCUAGUGGUGUAGAGAACAGUCUAACCAGGUCUAGUGGUGUAGAGAACGGUCUAACCAGGUCUAGUGGUGUAGAGAACGGUCUAACCAGGUCUAGUGGUGUAGAGAACGGUCUAACCAGGUCACCACCACCACGGUCAGUGCUGUGCGGUCACCAUGGACGGUUGUGGUCUAACCCCGGUCUUGGACUAUACGGCUGAGAUGGAGCGAUACCGAUCUUUCGCUAACUUCUAUGCUAAAACUAACGUGAACAUGAACGCUGUUAACAGCAUGAAUUUCCCUCAGUCGGCCAAGCUCGCCCGGAUCACUCCUCCCAUGUUCCCCGGCGGCAGGCUUGGCGUAGCGGGAGUGACGCCUUGGGGCUGCCAUGACAACGUCAACAUGAACAUCAACGCAGCGGCGAUGCUAUGGGGGCGGAAACCUCCCGUACAUCAGGCCACACCCCUGGCCCCUCCCACAACGCACCCGUCGCCCUUGGCAACGCACAUGCAGCCCCACCCCCACCGGACCGGCGGUGAGGGGAAGCAGCACGGAGGACACGCCUCCUCCUCACAGGGACAGGAAACACAUCAUCACCACGGGAAUAACAACUUCCUGUCAGGCUACACGACCACCGAUCACAUGACAAAACAAGGCCACACCCACCAGGACAUGCUCAGCCUAUCAGAUCGCAACAGCAGCUGCAAUGGAGGAGGAGGAGCCAACGGGGUCAACAUGCCCAACUUCCCCGCUGGAAUGUUGGGGUUACCACCCGGGGUCAUCGUCAUGGCGAUGGGGUCGCAUAAUGGCGUCAACAUUCCAGACUCCUCCCACUUCCAGAUGGCGACCAACCACAACCAGAUGCUAUCGGACUGCCACCACGCCAACCAGACUAACUCCUCCCCCUGCCCCUCGACUUCCCCGGGGAUGACCUCUGGGGGUCAGGGGUCAGGAGCCUCCAAGAGGAAGAGGAAGCGGUGUGGAGUGUGUGCCCCCUGCAGAAGACUGAUUAACUGUGGGGUGUGUUCAGCCUGUAGAAACAGGAAGACAGGUCAUCAGAUCUGUAAGUUCAGGAAGUGUGACGAACUGAAGAAGAAGGCUGGGAGUAUACAGCUAGAGAGUCCUCCCUCGGUGCCCAGUGGAGAAGCUUUCAGAUGGUUCUUCUAGAGGUCGAACAGCAACUCUUGAAAAGCUGAAGAUGUGGAAAGGAGAACUCCUGCUCGUCUUUACUAGCCUAUAACUAGUCUAUAACUAGUCUAUAACUAGUAACUUGUUUCAGUUUUUCACCUCGUGACUGGUUUCUCUCUCAGAAAUAGAGUCUUAUAGAACUGGCCUCCCCCCACCCCUUCCCCCAGUCAGUGAUGUCGUGAUGGGGCCCGAGAUUCUGUCUCUUAUACUCUCUACCUCCUUCCACAACAACAACAACAACAACAACAACAACAACAACAACAACAACAACAACAGUGUUCUAACUCUUCCUCAAUGUAGCUCAGUCAGUCCGAUGUGUUUUCAGGACAGUACAUCGCUCUGCAGUGAGAGCAGAAACCUUUAGAACCCAGGAGGUUCCUCCUUCAUGUUCUGAUGUUUAACAACUACGAACCGGGAAACAUUUAAGGUUGUGUGUUCAAACGCCACCCUCUUCCCUGUAAAGUUUGAAUUUGGACAUAUACUAUAUUAUAUAGUGUGUUAUACUUACGCUAUAUAGUGCAUUACUUUGAAUGUAGUGCAUUGUGGAGGGAAUAGGAUGCUGCCUGACACUCUUUUCGUUGAAUUAAGCCCCUCCUCUCUAACUGCCUGGGACCCUUUUUGUCGAAUUAAGCCCCUCCUCUCUAACUGCCUGGGACCCUUUUCGUUGAAUUAAGCCCCUCAUCUCUAACUGCCUGGGACCCUUUUCACUGAAUAAGCCCCUCCUCUCUAACUGCCUGGGACCCUUUUCACUGAAUAAGCCCCUCGUCUCUAACUGCCUGGGACCCUUUUCGUUGAAUUAAGCCCCUCCUCUCUAACUGCCUGGGACCCUUUUCAUGAAUAACCCCCUCCUCUCUAACUGCCUGGGACCCUUUUCAUGAAUAAGCCCCUCGUCUCUAACUGCCUGGGACCCUUUUCACUGAAUAAGCCCCUCCUCUCUAACUGCCUGGGACCCUUUUCAUGAAUAAGCCCCUCGUCUCUAACUGCCUGGGACCCUUUUCACUGAAUAAGCCCCUCCUCUCUAACUGCCUGGGACCCUUUUCACUGAAUAAGCCCCUCGUCUCUAACUGCCUGGGACCCUUUUCAUGAAUAAGCCCCUCGUCUCUAACUGCCUGGGACCCUUUUCACUGAAUAAGCCCCUCCUCUCUAACUGCCUGGGACCCUUUUCAUGAAUAAGCCCCUCCUCUCUAACUGCCUGGGACCCUUUUCACUGAAUAAGCCCCUCCUCUCAAACUGCCUGGGACCCUUUUCAUGAAUAAGCCCCUCCUCUCUAACUGCCUGGGACCCUUUUCACUGAAUAAGCCCCUCCUCUCUAACUGCCUGGGACCCUUUUUGUCAAACACGCCCCUCCUCUCUAACUGCCUGGGACCCUUUUCACUGAAUAAGCCCCUCCUCUCUAACUGGCUGGGACCCUUUUCACUGAACAAGCCCCUCCUCUCUAACUAGUUUGGACCCUUUUCACUGAAUAAGCCCCUCCUCUCUAACUGGCUGGGACCCUUUUCACUGAAUAAGCCCCUCCUCUCUAACUGGCUGGGACCCUUUUCACUGAACAAGCCCCUCCUCUCUAACUAGUUGGGACCCUUUUUGUCAAACACGCCCAUCCUCUCUAACUGCCUGGAACCCUUUUCACUGAAUAAGCCCCUCCUCUAGGACUGGUUGGGAUCCUUUUUGUCAAACACGCCCCUCCUCUCUAACUGCCUGGGACCCUUUUCAUUGAAUAAGCCCCUCCUCUCUAACUGCCUGGGACCCUUUUCAUUGAAUAAGCCCCUCCUCUCUAACUGCCUGGGACCCUUUUCACUGAACAAGCCCCUCCUCUCUAACUGCCUGGGAUCCUUUUCAUUGAAUACGCCCCUCCUCUCUAACUGGCUGGGACCCUUUUUCAUUGAAUAAGCCCCUCCUCUCUAACUGGCUGGGACCCUUUUUCAUUGAAUAAGCCCCUCCUCUCUAACUGGCUGGGACCCUUUUUCAUUGAAUAAGCCCCUCCUCUCUAACUGGCUGGGACCCUUUUUCAUUGAACAAGCCCCUCCUCUCUAACUGGCUGGGACCCUUUUUCAUUGAACAAGCCCCUCCUCUCUAACUGGCUGGGACCCUUUUUCAUUGAACAAGCCCCUCCUCUCUAACUGGCUGGGACCCUUUUUCAUUGAACAAGCCCCUCCUCUCUAACUGGCUGGGACCCUUUUUCAUUGAAUAAGCCCCUCCUCUCUAACUGG
Messenger RNA from Oncorhynchus keta (chum salmon), 4807 nucleotides. RefSeq lists its product as uncharacterized. NCBI's taxonomy places the organism in Eukaryota, Metazoa, Chordata, Actinopteri, Salmoniformes, Salmonidae. The transcript has 6 exons. Gene Ontology annotation, cellular component: nucleus. Bases 1590 to 2579 code for a protein of 329 amino acids. The record is from RefSeq and is a predicted model, not a curated record. Gene Ontology annotation, molecular function: zinc ion binding; methyl-CpG binding.